GACAGCGCAUCCACGCGCACGCGCAGUAACACUCAGCCCGACUAGCAACACGGCAGCCAAUCCGCGUGAAGCCAUCGGGAAAUUCAAACUUGAACGCGUGCAACGUAUACUUCAUUCCGUCGUUGACUCUGAACGUUGGGUGUUCGGCCUUUCGCUCUUGCGACCUUCGACGAGAAUGACUGCUACAUAGAAGUUCAGAUAUCUGUAGUGCAGGAAAAUACCGGAGCAAUACGACACUUGCGUUUGAUCGCGAUUGCGGACGAGGAACGUGGGCAACAUACAGUAUAAUAUUAACGUUUAGUUGCGGUGUCGCUUGGAGAAAUCUCACAUGUUUUGACAUACGGCAGUAAUUAAUUCUCUUUAUGACUUGGUAGUAUCGGUUUAUAAAAGGACAAUUAAAUAUUGACACACAAUGGGAGAUUAUCACGCGCCGCAAUGGAUAGAUUUUAUUGAGAACUGCAGUCCACAGCCUCCGAUCAAAGAUUUCUUCGAUACGGUCCACUCGGUACAUGAACGCCCGCUCAAUGACUCCGCCGCUGAGAACGCGGAGAAUGUUCAGCCUGCAGGAUCACAGAAUAACAUUCCGGCUCUACGGAGUACCGUCAGCACAAAGGCACAGGAGGACUUAAACAUCAUAAGAAGUACCCCCGUCAAGGUGAUCUCCCCAAAACAUCGUAAUAACAAGGAAACCGUGGUGGGAGAGACCACUUACGAGCAGGUGCUCAGCGACGCGAUGAAAAAAUUAGAGCUCUGCAAAAAGCCGCUUAGGGCUAGUCGGGAUGUACUGAAUAAAGUAACGACUCAACAUGCUGAUACCUUCAAGACCCCACGCAUGCCCAUCACCAAGUCGUCCAGAUCCGUCGGCUAUCACAGUGCAUCAACUAGACUAAACGUUCCACACGGCCAGAAUUCUGCACCAAGAGCCGUAAAAGUUAACAGAAACACGCCACUUAGGGGCACGCCUGUAAAUCCGAAGAGAGCAUCGGUCAGCUGCUCCCUGUUUAAAGAAGAUAAAGGUGACGUGAAACAUGGUACUUCCAAGAGACCGAAUGAUCCAGUAGACGAGCCUAAGAACGAUAAGAAAGCAAGUGAGAAACAUGAAGAGGAAAAUCAUGAAAAACAUGAGAAGGACGAUAAUAACGAAUACAACGAAGAAGGUGAACAAGAACGAGGUAACCAGGAAGAUGCUACAGCCUCGCAAGACGACUCGGAAGAAUGCGGUCAGGACAACGUGGACGCCAAGACCGAGAAGCACAAUGAAACACAGCCUACCAAGCGCCUGGGGGUGCUCACCUGGCAAAACCGUAGACGGAGUCUGCACAAACGCAGAAGCGGGCCCGCCAACAACCAGUAUGUCAGCCUGGCAGAAGCGGUAUCACGCUUCCAGACGGAGACGCCGAAACGCUUCCGCACCAGGAGCACCAAGGAGAACCACGCGGCCGGCAUGACGAUGAACGUGUCGAAAUUGGUGCAGAAUCGUCUGAAGCCGACGAUACCGAUCUCGCCAGCGCUCAUGUCGAAGAACAGGACGCGCGCCGUCACCGUGCUGAGCCAGGAGGAGCGCGAGAAGCAGCAGAUGGAGGAGAUAAAGAAGCACCCGAUAAAGGCGAAUCCGAUACCGCGCGCCGUGCUGCAGGGCCCCCGCAUGAAGGUCGCCGGCACCACGAAGAAGCAGGCAACGACGAAAACCGCAUCCUCAUUCUCGCAACUGAGUAAAAAGAGCCGCGCCACUCUGCCAAGCUCGUUUCAAUUGAAGGCGACGUCGCUACAUCACGACAAGGCGACGUCGGCUGCUGGCCCCAAAAAUACAGUCACGAAAGUCUUGGUGACCGAUCCUACGGGCAUCAUCGUCGAACAGGAGGAGAUAACGUUCUUUGGCGUGCCCAAGGACACUGGCGCGACGAAGGGCGUGACGCGAAUUGUGCCGUUUAGCUUCGAGGCACGCAACAAGGAUCUCCAGAUGAAGAGGGAACAGCGACUCAAGAGCCUGCAGGAGGCGAGCAAAACGAAGGUGGGAUUCCAGGCUAGACCAGCGCCGAAUUUCUCGAAGGCACCGACGUCAACGGGUAAACAACAACAGAUUUUGAAGAAGUCUAAUUCUGUGCUGCCCUGUCCGUUCAGCUUCGAAGAGCGAGACAAAAAAUUGCCGAAGAGGAAAGAGCAGCUAGAGAAGACGUUGCUGGACGAGGACAAGCGAGCGCGCGUAUUCCGUGCGAAUCCGGCGCCGGUCUUCAAGCCCGUGUUGGUGCGCGGUAGAUCCAGAGAGCAUCUUUCGAUCAGAGAUAAGAGCGCGAGGACGGCAGACAAGGAGUGCGAGGACCAGGAGAAUAGAGAGCCGAACGUUGACACAGAGAGCACAUCUAUGCAGAAAACGAUGAGUCUCCCAUGCAUUGAUAAGACGCCGCUGAUGGAGAAGCGAGAAGAGAACGCGAGGGCUCUGCCGAUAGAAUUGCACUCGGAUAAACGGGCGAAGGAACGACGGGAAUUUGACGAGAAGGUAAAACGUAAGGAGAUGGAGGACGUGCUGAAGCAUGAAGAAGAAAACAGAAAACAAGUGGAACAAGAAAAACGGAUAAAAGCAGAAUUACGUAAACUGACGGAAGUGAAGGCCAGGCCGAUGCCGGUAUAUAAGCCGAUGGUUAUUGAAAAGGCGACGAAACAGCUGACCGAGCCGCAGAGUCCCGCGUUCGCGCACAAGCUCCGAAGGAAGCAAACAUAAACAUUCCGUUUUCGUUCGUAUCGACCGCUUGAUUGUAACUAUAUUAUUUUUCGAGAUAUCCUUAGUAUACGAAAAGAAAAUAACAAAUUAAUAUCUUGAUAAAUAUUAGUUUUAGAAAUGUGUUUUAAAAAAGUAACACGCGGCCAAUGAUACCUCAAAAGUUGAAAGGUUUUACUUUAAGGUUUAAAAGUAACGCGUGACAAAUUAAUAUCUUGGUAAAUAUUAGUUUUAAAAAUAUGUUUAAAGUUUAAAGUUUAAACACAUUUCUAAAACUAAUAUUUACUAAGAUAUUAAUGUGUCACGCGUUACUUUUACACUUUAAGAUAAAACCUUCCGAGUUUUGAGGUAUCAUUGGCUGUAAUAACGGUGCUUCUGAGACGCAACGUGAUAAAUUUUCUUAGAAUAAAACAUGAUUUUUCGGACAUGGCCUCUCUUUUUUAUUAUCGAUCCGUCAAACUAACAUAUUUUAAUUUGAUGUACAAAAUAUCAUAAAGCGUAAGAAUAAAGGAGCAGUUUUCAGAA
This is a messenger RNA of Ooceraea biroi (clonal raider ant), 3241 nucleotides long. RefSeq names its product targeting protein for Xklp2. Lineage: Eukaryota; Metazoa; Arthropoda; Insecta; Hymenoptera; Formicidae. The record is from RefSeq and is a predicted model, not a curated record.